This is a messenger RNA of Heterotrigona itama, 3065 nucleotides long. The record is from the annotation of a GenBank genome assembly. Lineage: Eukaryota; Metazoa; Arthropoda; Insecta; Hymenoptera; Apidae.
GAUUUAUUCAUUAAAAUAAGUGCAAAUUACAGACAAUUAUACAGACAAUAUAUAGAUAAGUUAUACAAAUAAAAUAAUCUUUCCAUUUUAAGUUAACGAGGAAUUAAAUAAAUAUAUAUUUUGAUAAAAACAAAGUAUAAUUAAUGACAUUUAUUAAGUUCCAUUAAUUACUCGCUAUCGCUGCACAUUUUGUGCAACUUCUGAACAAUUAACAGGCAGAAACUGUACAGUUUUGAAAGGGGGAGAAAAAAGGUUUCAGGUUUUAAUAUUUAAUUAAUUUAUUAUGAAAGAAAUACGAUCUGGUGAAGUACACGUUUGAAAUUGAAGUUUAAGUAGGGGACGAUUUUACCAAAUUAUAACCCUGUGUAAAACAGGCGCGAUUUAUUGAAAAUAAACGGUGUGACAUACAUUAAGCGACGUGUAGACUGUACUUACGAACGCUCAUGCGAGCGAAAAUUUUAUUCUGCGUCACGUUCGUUACGUGCAUACGAGGCUUCAAGAUAACACUGAAAUUGUACAGUAAAAAAUAAAUAAGCAUCUGUCUACCACGCAUUUUACAACGAAUGAAAAUGGCCAUUAUGAUAUGAUAAAUAAAAAAAGUAAACAUUUAUCGUGUAUUAUUACUUCGUAACGAUGCAUGGGGUGUAACAAUGUAUCUUAACCUCGUCAAGCGCGGUUUAAACGCAUGUAAAACGAUCAAAGCGAAUCAGUUGCGCUGGCAGUGCCGAAUAUAUAAGUUGAAAUCAUUGUAUUGCAUAAUUCUUCGUUAUAUACAUACAUACGUACAUACAUACACACAUCAUACAUAUAUACGUUACACAUGACUCUACAUUUCUAGAUACGCGUAUAGAACGACCGUGGACGAGUAGCCUGUAAGUGUGGGAGUGGAGAGCGGAUCCACCGACGCGCACGUGACUGAAUCUCAAGUGUACAUUUGUGUGUCCGUAUAGUAUAGUCAAUGUACAACUAGUGGUACCGGCCGGUCGUCUAGUAAGCUAGUUGGCUGUCCAAUUAUUCGAACGUCAUGCGCGUGGCCGACCAAGUCGCUCCUAAUGCUUAGCGAUCGGUUGUCCGCUACCGGCAUUCGGCGUGCAAAGAUUGUCAACGAUCUCGGUCGAAGCAUUUGGUUUCGGUGACCGUCAAUCUAUUGCACGUACCACGAAAAAACAGUGCAACAAUGUUGAAUCUAUUCGAACCACUUUUUGACAUACCGACGGCUUACUACGGGGCGCUGCUGGGCGUUGGAUUCUGCGUCUACUACUUAUUCGAAGUUGUUAAAAGAGAUUCUGACUUUGUCCGAUGGGGGUGAAGUGGCUCUGGAUUGGGCGGAAAAGGGAUGUUCCACUACUUCGCCCAUCGUAAUUAUUUUGCCAGGACUUACCGGCGCAAGUCAAGCGGAAUACAUCAAGUGCCUUGUCUCAUCCGCGAAAAAAGUCGGAAUACGAUGUGUAAUAUUCAACAAUAGAGGGCUAGGCGGCGUAGAAUUGAAGACUCCACGAAUGUAUUGCGCUGCAAAUAGUGACGAUUUAUCAGAGGUUAUCGAAUACGUAAAAAAAAUUCAUCCUCAUGUGCCUCUUGCAGCAACAGGAAUUUCGAUGGGAGGAUUAAUUUUAGGUAAUUAUUUAGCACAACAAGGAGUAAUGGCGAGAGGGAAAUUGAAAGGAGGAUUCUUAAUAUCCGUGCCGUGGAACGUAUUUGCUGCGACAAAAAACACGGAAGAGAAUUAUUUCAAUUUAAUGUUAAAUAAAUAUUUAGCCAGUACGCUUCGCAAAAAUUUACAACGUUUACACUAUUCCUCGGAAACUGGAAUGUUCGACGUUGAUAUUGACACUAUUCUUAAAAGUCAAACAUUGAGAGAGUUUGAUUCACAUUUUACGGUGAAACAAUUCGGUUACAAAGACGUGGAGGAAUAUUAUUCCAAUGCAACUAUACAUGACAAAUUACAUUUGAUUGACGUGCCAUUAUUGUGUCUCAGUGCUGCAGACGAUCCGUUUCAACCGUUUCAAGCUAUACCAGUAAAAGAAAUAUCAGAAACCAAAAAAGUAGCUGUUGUUGUAACAUCCCGUGGUGGACACAUUGGUUUCAUGGAAGGUAUGUGGCCAGUGAAAGAAGAACAAUAUAUGGGUAAACUGUUUUCACAAUUUUUCACGGCUCUGUUCACUACUGGUUUCGAUUGUCAAAUAUGACGAACUUGUAAAUUAAAUAUCAGAUACAUUCAUAAAUACUAAUAUUAAAUACUUUUUCUAUGUUCAGGCAUUGCGUAAAAACUAUCACGUGCCAUAAUCAAUCAUAUUCAGGGUAUUGCACAUGUGAUGUAAAUAAUAUUAAUAAUUAUUGAAUUUCCAUUGCUUUUAUAUUGAAAAGAUUUUCAUCAACGAUUUACAAAAUAUUAGUUAAUAAUGUAGAUAUAAUUUUUUUACGGGCACAUGGCAUAUAAUGUGAACAUAUGAAAUGCACAUGUUCGUUUUUAUUGAUAAUGUUGUAUUUAUUUUUAAUACGUUAAGUAUUUAGUAUGAAAUUUUGUUACCCGUAUCUAUAUUCAAAAUAAAUAAGGUUUUAGUUUUAUAUAUUUCCUUCGUAUUUGUGCGAAUUUACUUCAAAUCAAAUAAUACAAGCAUGAAUCAUACGCAGUAUAGUUUUGUAAUGCGUAAAUCAAUAAUUUAUUAUUACUAAUUACAACUUGCAUAAAACUAUAAUGAAAAAAUGUUCCUGAAAGAUUGAUGGUAUUUGAAGAGUACAAACGUGUGUACUCAGUCAUUGUACUAAUGCUAUUUUUAGGAAUCAAUGCAAAUGUUAAUAAAUUCAGUGAUUUAAAAGAAAAAUAUAAUUAAGAACGACAUAUUAUGAAUUGUGAUACUAGAAGCAAAAUUAUAUAUAUAUAUAUAUAUAUUGUUAAAUUUUAUAUAUAGUUUUCUUUAUAGACUUUAUAAACAAAUGUUGUAAAGAAAAAUAUACUGAAAUAUUCUAUAAUAUUAUCUUUCUUAAUUUUUAAUGCUAAAUAUAUGUAAAAUACAAAAGUCCAAUGAUAUAUUUUAUCAAUAAAAUUCUUGUUAUUUAGUAUUUAA